UGGCAAUCUAAUGUAUAGCGUGUUGUAACAUACAAUAGUAAAUUACAAAGGGAUUUACUAUGUGCCAAUUGAACCCAGGGGAUGGCGGCUAGAAUGUUAUUAGCCGACAUAGCACCGAGUGUUUACGAGUGUCAAGUCAAGACGGCCGUUAGUGAAGUCAAGGAAGUUGGUCGAUGUCCAGGGAAAGAUAACUCUUAUGCACGCCUAUCGAAGAAAGAGCUGGCUUUGUACAUCGUCACCGAAGCGGCGACGUUGUUGUAUCUGACGUAUUGUGUAUACUGGGAUUCCAUAGACAGGACUCGAUGGUUAGAGGUUUCCUUAGAAGACGGCUGGUCAUGGCUUCAGCGAAGACGGGAUAUCGCCGACUUCGAGUGGAGAAUUUGGUACAGGACACUGUGGCAGCUGUUAUUGUGGUACUCAGCCCAUUUUCUUCUGGGAAAACUUCUGGAAGAGAACGCUCCAAGGUUCAGAAACAUCGGGUACUUGAUACUUGCAAUGUUAUCCCUUCUUCAAAUGUUUGGCUGGAAGAUCGUUCUGUUAUUUAUGGCUCACACCUGUGCCGUGUUUCUUGCUGCCAGUUUUGGUAGUACUGCUGUCGUCUGGGCAACGAGCCUCGGUUUGAUGUGCAUCAUGAAUUUUAACAUACCGCAGAUCUUUUUAAAGUCUCUGAUUACAACACAGGAAAACAAAGAGGAGUUCGUUAAUAUCGUAAAUAUGGAAUUCGGCAUGGUCACUCUUAAAUGUAUCAGUUUUUCUUUGGAGAAACUGAAAAGCCAGACAUCACAGUCAGAUUCCAAAGAUAGGCCAGAUUCGAAAGAAAGGUCAGAUUCGAAAGAUAGGUCAGAUUCGAAAGAAAGGUCAGAUUCGAAAGAAAGGUCAGAUGGUGAAGAUUCACAAGAAAGAAGCCAGAAUGAGACAGACGCGUCGUUUGAAAGUCCCGCGUCAACAGACGUGGAUGAGAAACCAUGUGACUCCUACAGUCUGACCGAUCUGUUGCAAUACACGUUCUACGUCCCUCUGUUUUUCUUCGCUCCAGUCGUGACGUUCGACACUUUUAAAACCCAGAUCAAUGAAAAACCGCGUCCGUGGAACAGACGUAAAGUCUAUCAUGCCAUAUUUGCAUUCGUCAGAAUUGCCUUCUGGACUUUCUUCGUUGAAUUCUCUUUGCACCACUUGUACUUCUCCGCCAUUAUGAGGAGUCCACACAUCCUGAGACGUCUCUCCCGGUGGACGCUGAUAGGGAUCGAAUACUUCUACCUCCAGCUGAGGAUGGUCAAGUACUUUGUCUUCUACAGUCUCGCUGGACAGAUAGCUAAGCUGGACGGUGUUGAUGUCCCUGGACCUCCCAGCUGUAUCUUCUACAUCUACCGCUUCUCUGACAUGUGGAGAUUAUUCGACAAAGGAUUGUAUAAAUUUAUCACGAGGUAUAUCUACAUUCCGCUUGGAGGAUCCAGGUCUGGGCUUUCUCAAAGACUGUUUGGGUCAUUUGUCUGUUUUAUGUUCUGUUAUGUCUACCGCGGCCUAGACGUCUUUGCGUUAGUAUGGUGUCUUUUCGCCUUCGCUGAACUAGUUCUAGAAAUCUGUGCAGCUCUACUGCAUGAGAAUCCAAUGGUUCAAAAAUUUGAGACACGAUUCCUAAGACCAGUGUGGGUGAGACGACUCCGCGCCUUGUUUGCAGUUCCUGGCUUUCUGAUCUGUAUGUUCCCAAUGAACUACUUCAUCGCGGGAAGACAGAUGGGCGAUCUUUAUGUGAAGAAGAUGCUUAUUAUGGGAACUUGGACGCCUUUGAUUAUAACGUCCUAUCUACUGUACUGCCACAUUCAAGUCGCCAUCGAGAUUGAAAGAAUAACUAAAGCCAAGCUUUUGAAACUGAAAAAGGAUUAGUUUAUCGUUAAAAAAUUACGUUUUAUUUUGAAUUUUUCAUUGAAGAUACGAUUUUAGCAUUAGCAUUCUUAUUGGUUUGGUUUAAAUGCACCAAUGUUUGACUUUUGUUUCUUAAGUUGUCAGUGCUCCCUUUUAAAAACACUGCCACAAUUUCAAGUACUGUUGUGAUUUGUCAUGACUUAUUUGGGGUGGGGUUUUUUGGGGGUUUUUUUUUUUGGGGGGGGGGGUGGUUGCUUUAAUCCUUUUUUAAAGUAAUUAAAAAUACAGCAUUCAAUUAUAAUUAUAUACGAAUUUGUCUCAUUUGUUCUCUCGAAAUAUUUUCAUGUUCGAAUGCAUGAGAUCGUUUAUAUCAUUGUAUAGAAUAUGCAUGUGUUUUGUCAAACUGGGGAUCAUUGUCCAUCCUUGGUCGUACAACGUUGCAUGCCUUUUCUAAACACAGUACAGUACAAAACAUGAACAUGCGCAGUGCUAGUUAAGACUGGUUGCCAUAAAAUGUGUAACAGCACGUAACUAACGUAGACCAAAGAAAACGAAACAAAUGGGAAACAGUCUGUGGUGGAUCUGCGACUGAUCAUGUUCUACGCAGACCUUUGUAUUC
Molecule: messenger RNA, 2482 nt
Organism: Gigantopelta aegis
Lineage: Eukaryota; Metazoa; Mollusca; Gastropoda; Neomphalida; Peltospiridae
Product: protein-cysteine N-palmitoyltransferase HHAT-like
Exons: 11
Coding region: 82-1884 (600 amino acids)
Biological process (GO): protein palmitoylation
Cellular component (GO): endoplasmic reticulum
Molecular function (GO): palmitoyltransferase activity
Source: RefSeq, a predicted model, not a curated record